This is a messenger RNA of Saccostrea echinata, 2266 nucleotides long. Its product is annotated as trichohyalin-like. NCBI's taxonomy places the organism in Eukaryota, Metazoa, Mollusca, Bivalvia, Ostreida, Ostreidae. The record is from RefSeq and is a predicted model, not a curated record. The transcript has 12 exons. Bases 17 to 1618 code for a protein of 533 amino acids.
UUUUAUAGGAUUUUUUAUGAUGGGAGGUCUUCUUGAUGAGAGAGUGGUGUUGGAGACCAUUUUCAACAACUAUGAUACAGAUGGAAAAGGGAACUUGUCUCCGAUACAGAUGCAGAUACUGCACGGAGAUCUACGUAUGGGGGGUAUUAGUUUACCACAAGUUAUGGAGUCAAUGAAGUAUGUGUGUGUCCAUCGCAGUUACUGUGAACCCUCAGAGCUUUAUGCUCUAUUACAGGAAAUGGACCGCCGCUACUUCCUGAUUCAGGACUUCAGAUGGGAAUUCUCCAUGAUAGAUGUACAUCACAAAGACACCAUUUCACAGGAUGAAGCUCGAUGGUUUGUUCAAACUGUCCAUGGCCGCCAUUUCUCCAGGAAGAAGUGGGAGGAGUUUGUGAAGGGUCGUCCAAUCCCUGGCAGUUCUGUUGCAUUUGCUGAGAUUGAAGUUAUGUUGUGCAGUAUUCCGAAUCGCCUGGAUCUGCAGACAGAGAAAAUGGAAGAGGAACAGGAAAGAGAGGAUCGAUUAAGAAGAGAGAGGUUAGCAGAAGAAGAAGUGGCAAGGUUAAAGAAAAAGAGAGAUGAGGAACGGAGAAAGCUAGAAGAGGGACAAAAGAAAGAAGAAGAAUUGCGAAGAAAAAGACAACUUGAAGAUGAAGAGAGACAGAGACAAGAGGAAGAAGAGAGAAGAAGGAGGGAGGAAGAGGAGGAACUGGAAAGAUUGAGGGAGUUGGAGAAAAAACAGAGAGAAGAAGAGGAGCUAAGGAAAAGAGAGGAAGAAGAGUUGUAUAAAGAUGUGGAAAAAUUUGCUAAGGAAGCUGAGGAGAAAGAGAAGAAGACAAAGGAAGAGCUGGAUAAACUGAAGAAGAAGGGAGGUUCUGAUGAGGAGCAGAAGAGGUUACGUAAACAGCUACAAGAUGAAAGGCACAGAAAACUGAGGUAUAAUUUGAAAGUGGCAAUAAAAAGUCGGGACCGCUACCAGCUGGACUACAACAUCACUGAGUUCAAGAAGGAAAAGCUGGAAGAUACAGACAUGGACCUCAAGAAAGCAGAGAAAAUUCUGAAGGAACUCCUUGUCAGAGACGACUUACAUCGUGCAAUGACAAAACGAGAAUUAGAAGAAUUAGAGAAGGCUAUCAAUGCUGUGAAGAAACAUGGCUUGGAAAUACCCCUGGCCAAGGAGCUGGGAGAGGCUAACAAACUGUUUACACGGCUUAAACGACUGGAGCGAAUCCGUCACGAGAUCCUGGAGCUGAAGCAAGCAACUGUGGCUGAGAUCAGAAGUUAUCAGAAUCCUCCACCCAUGGUUCAUAAGAUCAUGACAGCAACAUUUUUAUUGCUUGGCCACCAGGAAAAAGAAACAAAGAUUUGGAAAGCUGUUCAAGCCUUGGUUGGAAAGACAGGAAAGGAAAGCUUGAAGAGACGCUGUAUAGAAUGCAAGCCAGAAAACAUUCCACUAAACCCAGCAAAGAGGGCUAAGUCACUGUUAGAAGAGUUUGACCUUGAGGAGGUCAGGGAUGUGUCAGCAGGCGCGGCCACUUUCUAUGUCUGGGCUUCGGCAAUGAUCGAGGAAUUAGAGGACCUUACCGCCCAAAAAGAAGCAGCAAAGAAAACAGCUUCGUAAUAAUAAGUCAAAAAAAAAAAUGAUCCACGAAGCAAAAAAUAUUUGCUGAAUGAUCCUUUCUACGGAGUACUUUUAGAACAGAUUUAUAUCUCUUUCUACAGCAAUCAGACAUAUCCCCAUUCCUGACCCCCAUUUCCUCAGUACAACGAAGUUAAAACCACGUGAAACAGCAUGUUUUUAUUGCUACAUGGAAAGAAAAUUCUGAGAAUAUUAUUUUUGCUGAACUAAUCAGAACCUAUUUAUUUUUGACAUGGCAUCAAGACCUUGAACGAAACGCCGAUUUCGGUUCAACAUCCUUUCGGAUUCCGUGAUUUUUUCCGUCCACAUACAACCAUUGUAGAGUUCAUUAUUGGCAGCAAGGGAAUCGUACUAACGUGUUAAACGUUGCUUUUGUAAUUCUUUUUUUCUAAGUAAAGUACUUGACGCCUUCUAACCGAUAUUUAAAUCGGUGCUUAUGUUCUUAUUAUUGGGUUAAAAAUCUCAAGGUCUAAGUUCUUUCUUUGAAAACACAUUCCCCGAAGUAGGCUAGCAUAUUAACAUCGCAAUUAAUAUUUUCCGUUUCAUAGAUUGUGACGUCAAUUAUAUUCAUGUAUAUGAAAGCUGGCUCUUUCUUUCAUAUUGAUAUCUUGUUUCAUAUACGAUAUAUAU